Dioscorea cayenensis subsp. rotundata (Guinea yam) is the source of this 616-nucleotide messenger RNA. RefSeq names its product keratin-associated protein 4-7-like. Gene Ontology annotation, cellular component: membrane. The coding region runs from base 25 to 510 and encodes 161 amino acids. The transcript has 3 exons. NCBI's taxonomy places the organism in Eukaryota, Viridiplantae, Streptophyta, Magnoliopsida, Dioscoreales, Dioscoreaceae. The record is from RefSeq and is a predicted model, not a curated record.
UCUUGCUUGGCAUGUCCAUUCACCAUGUGUGCAAAAAUGGUGGGUUGUUGCUUGUCUCUCUGCGAAUGCAUGAGCACUUGCUGCAUUAAAACAUGCUCUGUUUGUUGUAAAAUGGUGGGUUGUUGCUUGUAUCUCUGCGAAUGCAUGAGCACUUGCUGCAUUAAAACAUGCUCUGUUUGUUGUAAAAUGGCGGGUUGUUGCUUGUAUCUCUGUAAAUGCAUGAGCACUUGCUGCAUUAAAACAUGCUCUGUUUGUUGUAAACCGUCAGCUUGGCGACAAGUUUGCGCAUGCUAUACUUGCAUGCAGUUGCAAGAUGAUGGGGAUAGCAGCAUCUCAAUUCUUCAGGCAGUCAAACUCGCAUACCAGUUUCCGCCUCUGUUAGUUUUCAAGAAGCACAAACUUGGGAUGAAGUUUUGGAUCUGCUUGUUUCUGACAUUGCUUGGCUAUUUUCCUGGAGCGAUUUAUGCUUUCUAUGUCUUGCAUAUAGCCUCUUCAAGUGAUUCUAAGUGAAAGUACUGUUGUUUUUGCUGUUCAUCAAGGUAGAUUUCCAAGAAUUUUUCUGUGUGUGGAGCUUAAUAAUGUAAUUCAGAUUGGUGUCAAGUCUCAGGGUUUGUUU